AUGACGAACCCAUCCCAACUCUUCCUCCUCGCCGAUCACAUCAAGCUCUCCCUCCUAGAGCGACAGCGUGCCAUUUCCCUCGACCUCGAACCCAAUGCGCAAGAUGGCGAGAUCUCUCGGUCGCUGGAGUCCCUUCAAGCGGGCAUCCAAGCCGUAGAAGCCGAACAGGCACGGCUGGCAGAGUCCAACGACAGCGCAGGCGCUGCCGCCUUGAAGGACCAGCUUGGCCCCCUCCACGACCAAUUUCAAGACCUCUCCUCCCAGUUCUACGGCACAGACGGCGCCCCAUCUAGCCAAGACCCGACGCAGGACUCUGUGCAUCGGUCCGCGACAUCGCCCGAUCUCAAACAACCCGUUCCACAACAUCCCCCUUCCAAAUCGGUGCGGUUUAUGGAUAACUCGGCGGCUGCCGCGGCCGUCCAGGAAGAAAUCGACGAAGAGGAGGAUCGGAAUCGCCAAAAUCUCUUCAGACCCUACCGAGAUGAACCAUCACCCCCACGCAUUGAUCAAUCCAACAUGUCCAACGAGCAAAUCUAUCUGCACCACGAUCGAGUGAUGCGCGAACAGGAUGAUCAACUCGAUCAGUUAGGAGAGUCUAUUGGACGCCAGCACCAACUGAGUAUCCAGAUUGGAGAUGAGCUCGAUGGCCACGUUGAGCUACUGGAGGGCAUGGACGGUGAUGUUGAGCGUCAUCAGAACCGACUCAACGGAGCGCGACGGCGGCUGGACCGGAUCCGACGCAAGGCGGGCGAUAAUUGGAGUAUGAUGACCAUCAUCGGGUUGAUCAUUAUUCUGGUUAUCCUGAUUGUUAUCUUGAAAUGA
This is a messenger RNA of Penicillium cataractarum, 822 nucleotides long. RefSeq names its product syntaxin family protein. Gene Ontology annotation, cellular component: endomembrane system; SNARE complex. The coding region runs from base 1 to 822 and encodes 273 amino acids. NCBI's taxonomy places the organism in Eukaryota, Fungi, Ascomycota, Eurotiomycetes, Eurotiales, Aspergillaceae. The transcript has a single exon. Gene Ontology annotation, molecular function: SNARE binding; SNAP receptor activity. Gene Ontology annotation, biological process: intracellular protein transport; vesicle fusion. The record is from RefSeq and is a predicted model, not a curated record.